UCAAAAAUGAAAUUCCUUUCGGUCUUGGUCAGCUUGGUUCUCUUCAUCAGCCUAGUCGCUGCCCAGAAUUGCCCUGGACGUCCUAAUCGCCAGAACUGCAACGGCGGGAGGGAUGAAGGAUCGCCGACGCAAUCGCCCCGAGGACCGCCGUGCACUCCGCAGCCCAAUAAUAGCAUGUGGUACUACAACCAGAACACCAGGCAGUGCGUCAGAAUGAGCUACAGGGGCUGCUACGGCAACCUCAACCGCUACUGCACCCUGCAGAGCUGUCAGAAUGCGUGCCGUCCUCGCAGCUAA
This is a messenger RNA of Drosophila biarmipes, 297 nucleotides long. RefSeq names its product proteinase inhibitor-like. The transcript has 2 exons. The record is from RefSeq and is a predicted model, not a curated record. NCBI's taxonomy places the organism in Eukaryota, Metazoa, Arthropoda, Insecta, Diptera, Drosophilidae. The coding region runs from base 7 to 297 and encodes 96 amino acids. Gene Ontology annotation, molecular function: serine-type endopeptidase inhibitor activity.